AUGGCGUCGUACAAACAAAAUCUGCCGCCGUCGGCUCUCGUUCGAGAGCACGCGACUGUAGCGGACAAAAAGUCAAAAGCGGAAGUGCAGAGAGAUCGGCAAUUGGAGGUUGAACAAUAAUUGUGUCUGGAAUCAAACCCUAAUUGUAAUAAUUUUAGGAAGAUCGAAAAGCAGGAACAGCGCCAGCUAUGGUUGACGUUCAAACAGGCCGUGAUAUCAAUCCGCAUAUUCCGAUGUUCAUCUCGCAAAAUCCAUGGUACGUGCCGAGUGAAGGACCAACUCUGAAGCAUCAGCGGCCUCACGAAGAGCGCCAGAAAAAGAUGGCGACGAUUCACGAUUGGUAUCAAAAGGGAACAACUGGAAAGGCGGCGGUCAAGUUCCGAAAAGGAGCAUGUGAGAACUGCGGAGCCAUGGGGCAUCAGAAGAGAGACUGCUUCGACAGGCCGAGGAAGUCGAACGCAAAGUGAUCUGAUUUUCUCGUUUUCACAAAUUUAUGACCUUGUUUCAGAGAGACGAACACGAACAUUGCUGAGGACGAUUACAUUCAACCGAAGCUGGCUCUCGGAUUCGAUGCGAAACGAGAUCGUUGGAACGGUUAUGAUCCUUCCACUCACAAACAGGUCAUCGAGGACUACGAGCAUCUGGAAGAAGCCCGGAAAGUUGUGAAGGAGCAGCAGAUGAAGGAAGGAGAGAUAGAGCCGACGAUAGCAGCGGAUGGAGAGGAGAAAGACGAGGACAUGUACGCAGAGGACGCCGACAUGGCCGGAGUCUCUGUCGACAUGGACUCACGUACCAGAAUCACUGUCAGAAACCUCAGAAUUCGAGAGGACACUGCCAAAUAUCUGUAUAAUUUGGCUGAAAACUCACCGUAUUACGACCCAAAAUCUCGGUCGAUGCGUGAAAAUCCGUUCGCCGGAGUGGCAGGAAAAGAGCUGGAAGCAGCUCGAUUCUCCGGCGACAAUUUUGUGCGUUACUCGGGAGAAGUGACUCAGGCGAACGAGGCACAAGUGUUCGCGUGGCAGGCAACUCGUCGCGGUGUUUAUGCUCAUUCGAUUGCCGAGCCGACGAAAUUGGAAGCGCUGAAGAAAGAGUACGAAGAGCAGAAGACGAGCAUCAAGAACGAUACGCAGAAGGAGUUACUCGACAAGUACGGAGGAGGAGAGCACAUGGAGCGACCGGUGGAUGAGUUGCUUCUGGCGCAGACGGAGAGCUAUGUGGAGUACAAUCGGAAGGGAAAAGUUAUAAAGGGAAAGGAACGAGCAGCCAUCAGUUCCCGCUUCAAAGAAGACGUCUUCCCACAGAACCACACGGCUGUGUUCGGAAGUUUCUGGAGAGAAGGACGGUGGGGCUACAAGUGCUGUCAUCAAUUCGUGAAGAAUUCGUAUUGCACGGGAAAAGAGGGAAUCGAUGCGGAAGUCAGUGCGGCUAAGGGAGCGACGACGUCGAAUGAAGAAGUCUUCAAAGUUCCGAAACUGUUAGAAAAGACGGAGAUCAAGGAGGAAGAGGAAGAAAAAGUGAAGAAGGGGGGAGAGGAAAACAAGGACUCCUCCAUCUCUUCGUCAUCUUCCAGUGAAUCGGAAUCUGAUGGAGACAAAGAAAAAGAAGAAGACAAGGAGCGACAAGUCGAGAAGGAGAGAAGAGAACGGGAGCAGCGUCGACGCGACAAGAACCGUGAGAAGCGUGGCAGAAAGAAGGCCAAGUUGGGCAAGAGAAAGAGGCGUCAUCAUGACUCAGACGAGGAUCAGAAGUCGGCAAGCAGCGAUUCUGACUCAGAUUCCGACGAAGAGAUGCGCAAAGCUAUGAAGAAGGCGAAGCGAGAGAAGGCUGAAGGAUUGAAAGCCGCUAAAGAAGUGAGACUUUUCCAAACGUUUUAUAUUCCAACUGCAUCUCUUCAGGGUGACCGUAACCGGAAAUACAAUACGGAUUACACAAACACGGCUCCGACUGAGAAGGAGAUGGAGGCGUACCGCGUGACAAGCGUUCACUCUGCUGAUCCCAUGGCCGCCUACAUGAACGCUAAAUUCGAGAAGAAACACACAAAGUGA
This is a messenger RNA of Caenorhabditis sp. 36 PRJEB53466, 2045 nucleotides long. NCBI's taxonomy places the organism in Eukaryota, Metazoa, Nematoda, Chromadorea, Rhabditida, Rhabditidae. The record is from the annotation of a GenBank genome assembly.